AAGGGCAGGAAGGAAGUGAACUGACUGAGAGUUUUAGUUGCCACAAAUUGCAAGAUCAAGAGCAGACCCUCGCUCAGUGAGGGUUUUGUAGUCUAUUUUUCUACGUUGGAUGAGUACAGAGUGCAAUGGAAUCACUAACAGUUGGGUUACCGAAGACACUAGGUGCACUUAGUGCCCUGCCAGACAGUGGCACAGAGGGGACAGGCAUGCCUCCUACGCCUGGCCGACCCCCACCACAGAAGAAACGUAAGCCUGGCCGCAAGAAAAACAAACUGUCUGGGCCCUGGGGUCAGAAGGGAACACUUGGUUCUCAGACAAGCUUACCUGACAAAGAAGUGGAAUCUAUUAAAAUCCCCAAGAAACGAGGCCCCAAACCAGGAAGCAAGUUGAGCUGGGCUAAAAAGACAGCAUGGCUUGAGGAAACAAUUGGAGGUCCCGGUAGACCUAUCAGCAAACCCAGAGGAAAACUACCAGCCAGCUGGACCCAGAAAGUGCAACAAAAUCCAACUGAUCCCAUUAAACUCCCAAAAAAGCGAGGCCCCAAACCUGGCGUAAAGAGAAAGCCUCGAUUGAUACCCAACCCAAUGCCCACCUCCCCAAGCAGUAGCACUCCAGAGCCGGACACCAGCUCAGUCCCGAUGGACAAUGCCACAAUUCCCAAAGCCGCCCUACAGGCCCCUACAGUGUGUGUGUACCUGAAUAAACAUGGCAAUGUGGGUCCCCAUCUGGAUGCACGGCGUGUCCAGUCUCUCCCAGAUCACUUUGGGCCUGGCCGAGCCUCCUCAGUGCUGCAGCAGUGUGUUCAGGCUUGUGUGGACUGUGCACAUAACCAGAACACAGUUUUUUCCUGCCUAAAACCAGGCCAUGGAGGUGAACUCAUAUCAGCCUACUUUGAGCAGCAGCAGCACACUCUAACACUGCCGGCAGUGAACAGUGUGACGUAUGUGCUGCGCUUCCUGGAGAAACUCUGUCACAACCUGCACUGCGACACAUUGUUCGGCAAUCAGCCCGUCCCUCUGGGAGUUGUUCACUAUGACAGCCGGAUGUACACAGAGAGAAGAAACUUUGCAGAAAGUCUGAGUUCUGGACCUGGUCGGGGCACUAAGAGAUUUCUCCAGCAUGACGCCUACAGCAGCAAACCUGUACCACACAAAAUAUCUAAAAACCACCGUCUCUCCUCUGAAGAACCAUUUCUCAUGGAAAAUGGGGUUGGCAGCUCUGACGUUUUGGAGAAAACGCACUUAUCUCCUGGACACAGCUUAACAAAGCGUUCCCUGUCUCAGAAUAGCAACUCACCGGGAAAACUGCAUCGUCUUGGCUCAACAGGUUCAGAGCGCUUUCUGAGCUCCAGGGAAAGCCCACGACCCAGUGGACAAGACCCCAACCUAUGGACUGUAGAGGAUGUUAUGCAGUUCAUCAGAGACAUCGAUCCUCAACUCGGACCACACGCAGACCUCUUUCGCAAACACGAAAUCGAUGGCAAAGCACUUCUGCUCCUCCGCAGUGAUGUCAUGAUGAAAUACAUGGGGCUAAAGUUGGGUCCUGCCCUUAAACUCUCCUUCCACAUUGACAGACUGAAGGAGGGGCAUUUACCAUGAUGGCACUCUCUCAACCUCAAACAAUACCCCUUCUAAGCACAUUUCAAAACACACGGCAUGCUGGGAUUUUUAAGUCCCCCAGUACUGAAGCAGAGGAUUGUAAAGCUUUUCUCCUGCCUCUUGUCCCUCCAUUUCAUUCAACACUUCCUUUUUCCUGUUUUUAGUGAAUUCGGUUAUUAAUUAUAGCACUGUUAUAAUCGUUUUUUAUAACUGAUGUUCUUACGGUUAUUCUCACGUUACACUUACGGUUGCAUUGUUCUAGAACAUUUUACCUGUUCAAACUUGACUGAAGCAGUGAAGUGGACAGUAUACAGGCCGUUUUUGGGCCUCGGUUUUUGAGACGUACAUUUAAUUGUAUAUUUUUUCAUCGUACAUCAAUGAUGGUGUUUUCUACGGCUUUUAUACGAGACUGAUCAACUCCAAAUAAACACUAGAACUCUUCCAUCAUGCUGGAGAUCGCUCCGGACGGACACCUAAAAGACCACAACUCAUCCACUUUAUACACUUUACGCAUUUAGAAGUUACGAUGCGGUCACACUAGACUUCGAGCAUCCGAAUAUAUUGGUCAGUUAUCAAAUAUGUGCAGCAGGAUCCAUGCCAUCUGUUUAAAUCAACUGUAAAUUGGCAAAUAACAUGGUUCGAAAUGUUUCGUCUAUGUUCGAAAUCCACUCCCCUUUGUAGCAGCACUGCAGACGGUUCAGUAUUUAAGUUUAUUUUCGUUGUGUCAAGGUCAGUCAGUGGCAUUUAGAUCUUCUGUUAGCCAGAUGUGUUUUUCUCAUACCAAUUAGCAGGUCAAAACAAAGCAGCAGACCUUUUAGUAUGCACUUGCGUUCAGAUGCAUGUGACAGGAAGUCUAGUGUGACUGCAGCCCCACUGCCUGUAUUUCAUAUUGUGUUGAUGUUUACAUUGUCUUUGUUGUUUGUACUUUUUAUACAACAUGGUUAGAGUGCAUACAACAACAGCGUUAUACUCCAAAAGCUUCAAAAUAAAAAGAUUGGAGCUUUU
Danio rerio (zebrafish) is the source of this 2603-nucleotide messenger RNA. The record is from RefSeq and is a predicted model, not a curated record. NCBI's taxonomy places the organism in Eukaryota, Metazoa, Chordata, Actinopteri, Cypriniformes, Danionidae.